Molecule: messenger RNA, 882 nt
Organism: Pediculus humanus corporis (human body louse)
Lineage: Eukaryota; Metazoa; Arthropoda; Insecta; Psocodea; Pediculidae
Product: Phospholipid scramblase, putative
Exons: 5
Coding region: 1-882 (293 amino acids)
Biological process (GO): plasma membrane phospholipid scrambling
Cellular component (GO): plasma membrane
Molecular function (GO): phospholipid scramblase activity
Source: RefSeq, a predicted model, not a curated record
AUGAAUAUACCACCGGGACUUGUAAAUAAACGUCCUCAGGCACCGCAAGCUCCUUCUUAUUAUACAAAUGCAGGAUCUCAACGUCAAGAUCAACAACAACAGCCACAGCCAACACCACAACAGCAAAGAGAAGUUAUUACAACACAACCACGUUAUGAACCUGGUCAAAUGAUGAUUGCUCCAAAUCCUCUAAUAAAUAUAACAUAUUGGGCUCCUUAUCCUGAUCGAAUUCCACCAAAUACUCCAGCUUAUUUGGCUCAUCUUGUUAAUGCCGAUUCCCUUUUUAUCAUACAGCAAUUGGAUUUACUCGAACUUUUUAUUGAUAUACCUGAACCUAAUUAUUAUGUUAUACAAAAUUCACAAGGGCAAUGUCUUUAUUAUGCUUAUGAAACGACUACGUUAGGAUAUUCAGGUUGUUGUCACAGUGCUCGUGGUUUUCAAUUGCACAUAAAAGAUAUUUAUCAUAAUGAAAUUAUUUAUUUAAAUAAACCUUGUGGAUGUAAUAAUUGUUUUUGUUGUUAUCCGGUAAUGGAGGUUUAUUCUCCUCCUAUGGUACCUGUGGGAGCUAUAUCACAAGUUUUUAAUGUUUCACAUGUUGAGUUUCAAAUUCUUGAUGUAGAUGAAAAUAAAAUGUUUUCCAUUUAUGGUCCAUGUUGUUGUAUGAGCUAUGGUAUUUGUGGAGAAGUAAAUUUUAGGAUUUCUGCUCUGGAUAGUAAUAGAACGGAAAUAGGUUAUAUAAGAAGAGAAAUAUACAAUCUGGUUAGAACUUAUUUUACAAAUGCUGAUGCCUAUGGAAUAUCAUUUCCCCCAGAUUUAGAUGUUAGAGUAAAAGCCAUAUUUCUGGGAGCUCUAUUUUUAAUUGAUUACACUUUUUAUGAAUAA